Molecule: messenger RNA, 7556 nt
Organism: Ooceraea biroi (clonal raider ant)
Lineage: Eukaryota; Metazoa; Arthropoda; Insecta; Hymenoptera; Formicidae
Source: RefSeq, a predicted model, not a curated record
CCCGUGACAAAACAUUUCGUUGGAUCAAUUACAUUUUUUCUCAGUGUGGAAAACACACAGGAAAUCCUAUCAAUCCUAAAAUGUCUUCCGCACGAUGCGUGUUUUUAUAAAUCUUCUUUCUCUUUCUUCUAGAAAUUUAGAAUUGUUUCUUCAAAGAUAUCUAAUAACUAUAAAGUAUAAAAGGAGGAGAUGUAACUGCGGAUGCACAAUAAUGUACUGAGGAGAUACUUGCUCUUGGCGAGGAACGUUUUAUUUGAUUUCGCGAUCGUUUCGAAUCGACAAUGCUUGGCUUUCUUUGUUACGAUAACUAGGAGUCGUGAUCGUUGAUGUAUCUUCUCGCAACAUCGCCCAUAAGAAAUAUAGACUUGGAAAAAAGUCUCGGAGUACCCUUAACUAUACGCAGAGGCGUGAGUCACUCGGCGUACCACCUACAUCGCGCGACGUUGAAGGUAACGCAGGUCCCCGCGACUCUUUCGCAAGGCGUGCGCCGUUCAUCCUCGAUUUGAAGCCCAAAGAUGAAAGCCACGCAUUACACGGCGAUGAUCUCUCGACAAGAUAAGAGAUGCAUCCCAUUCUUUAGAGCGUCAUACAUCCCUCAUGAUGUAUGCAUUUCGCCGGUGGGUGUCCAAGAGUGCUCUCCACGGUAAUACACCCUGCCAACGGAAGACAGUCAGAACUCGAGGCUAUCGUGGAAGAUUGCAGUCUUUAUUAGCCGCGGAAUAACCGACAUUUCGUGAGCUUCCUUUUUUCGACCAGCCGAACAAAGCGAAAAGAAAUCCCGCGGCAAUCCUACCGCUUCCAAGCAAUAGCAUCGAUUCCUCGAGAAUGCACAGGUGACUUUGUAAUAUGAAUCGUUACGCAGUCGCUUGGAACACAUCAUUUAUUGUUUUUUUUAUUUUAAUAUUUAAACAAUUAUUUUACACACAAUUUAUGUACUUAUAUUUAUCAUAUUGUUACUUUUUUUUAUUUGUUGGCUGUUAAGCAAAUUUGUUUUGAUUGCAUCUGUCAAUUGUUUAGGUAUAUUAAUGUAGAAAUUGUCUGUGUGUAAUAAAUCUCUUUGUUUAAACGCGUGUUAAUAUUCUAUUAUAUAUUACACGUUAAUUUUUUAUACAAAGGUUUAAUCCCUCGAGAACGAUAAUAGAGAAUGGCAUUUCUGGCGAAAUGCCAUUCAGAUUUAAUUACAUAAUCACGCGCAUUUACACCAAGAGGUUGAGAAACACACAGCGAAUAUUUCGCACAUCACGUGAAAUGCUAGAGUUAGCUAACAUUGUUAAAUUAUUCCAAGUAAGCGUGUUUCAUUUAACAUCAGAAUAGCCUCUAACAAGGGCUAUUCUGAUUCAAUAAACCAUCUCCAUAUUCAUAUGCAUAUCCGCAUUAGUUACAAUUUUAAACAAAUUUACAAUAAAACUAUUUUCAAGUCCAACGCACGGACGAAUCAAUACGCGUUCCUCUAGUGCAGAAGUUGCGCCAGUUGCAUUAUACAAUAAACAAUUGUCACUGUUAUCGACACUCGCGAUAUACCAAACGCAAUCAUAUCUGCAUACGUAUCAAUCUGGGUCAAUAGGAUAGCAGGAUAGCAACAUACGUCGACUAAAACUACUCCACGCUUCGGAAUAUGCAUGACACGCGUUCCUCUGCAUUGCACUCUGCAUUUGAAAUCAUGUAUCUUGUUAUCAGAUGUCAAUGCAGAUUUCUCGAGCACAUUUACAUCGGUAAUUGUUCCCAAUGAAAGUAUCAAAAUCAUAAUUAAAAAAACAAACUCAAAAUUGAUCACGCAAAUCUAGUGACAAUAUAUUAAAAAAGAUGCAUAAAAAGCUUAAAACCAAAAAAAGAUUAAAAUCAAGAUCGAAUACACUCGAAGAGUCUGAGUGUUUUCGAUUGAUUUUUUCUAAACGUGUUUCAUGCUUUCACGAUUUCAACUGCAUGAACGGUCGAUUCAAUAACACGACGCAAAUGUCAUAAACGACUCUCCCACGCCAGUACGAAGGCAAUACGAGGUAUCAUUCGUCCGACGAGUCCCGCUCUCGCAACGACGAUAGACCCUCGAUAUCGGCAAAAUGAUAAUUCCGUUCGUCGAACCGGAAGGCAACGGCGCGAUUGCCGAUUGGCGAACAACCGUGAGAGAAAGAGCUCACGACUCGCCACUGUUCUUUUUCUGGGGAGGAUAAUACUUGGGGAACGGUACAUAGCCGAAGGGUAACGCUCGCUCCCACCGCUGCUGCCGUCGUCGCGAAAAAAAGAGAAACCGGCGGAGAAUAAGGAUCGGAGCAACAGGCCGCAGAAACUGAAUCUGCCUACUGUUCCUCUCUUAUUGGAUGCCGCUUCAACCGCGGACCGCAUCGGCACCGCAAACGCCAACAAAAAAAGACCUGCGAGUCCGCGAGUCUCCAUUUAGAUUCUCGACGAGAAACUUCAUUAUGCAAACGCGCAAUUUCUAUCUAGCCAACUUUGUUCUCUCCUCUUAUCGGAAGAGGACUUUCUUCAGUCCUUUCAAGGUACUAUAGGACAGCGCGCUACGAAGAAUUCUAUUCCUGAUAAUAACUUUUUUUGUGUUUCUAUUCGAUAAUAAUGAAGAGUUUUAGAAAAAAUAUUAUAAUAUUUUGCGAUGCUAUAGUACGUUAUAAAUUUAAUAAUGAGAAAUGUUGAAACAUGGAAUAAGAAUUUUGAAUUUUUGAAUUAUAAAAAAUGAUUUUUCGCGUUCUAAUUUUAUUUCAUUCUAAUGAAAUAUAUGCAAGAGGUUGACACACCUGAUAAGAAAUUUACUGUAAAUUACCAAGGCUGAGAGUGUUUCGGAAGGGAUAAAGAUCAUCCUUUCCUAGUCGCAUUCAGUCAGAACGAUUGGAAUCAGAGUCGACCUCUCGACAAAUUACUUCGUGCAGCCGGAAGGCGCAUUCAGAUUAUGGUAAUGCCACUCUCUCAAUUUCGAAUCGAGCAACUGUUAAAUCACCGCGAGGAAACGAAAUUCUAAUUUAUGGUCGUUUGUUGGUAAUAAAUGGGUUCGGGGUGAUGUGGCGAGCGAAUUUGCGCGGAAAUAAAGAACCCUUAGGAGAAAGUUGCCGACAACAACGUCGUCCUAAACCGUGAGAAAUGUUCAGUGAGAUUUACUGAGUAAACGCGUGUUCAUUGUUUCUAUGGAAGAAAUAUUUUUACACGUUUCUUCUGCACGAAUCUUGUACAUUUAAGGAAAUCCUGGAGUCGUCUGUAUUACCGAUGGAAUAAAUGAGUUUUUUUAAUAGAUCUUUUCAUUGGUUGCGCAGAAUGAAAAAUCCUUUCGCACGAUAUCAAGGAAUUAAUCUUGUGCUCUGUUUUACUCUUGGCCAUGAUUUUAGAGAUGCACAUAUGCUCAAAAUUUUUAUUUCAAUCGUUUUUACUAGACUUCUGAAGUCUCUUUUAAGAGCUUCCUUAUAUUCUUUCCCUCUGUCUCUUUGUUAAUAGCUACUCAUUUUGUACGUAUAAACUGCACUUAUAUGUUAUAAGCAUAUUAUCAUACGAGGCAAGCCACAAGUUGGUAAUAAAACUGUAAUUUUCGAAAUUUGUAAUAUACAUAAAAAAAAAGAAAACACAGAUCCGUCAGGAGGAAAAUGCGAUUAAGCGGAGCAAGGUUUUGAGUUAAUUUUCCUUGUUAAAAAGCGAUUGCUUGCUUUUUAUUUGUGGGUCCUCCAUUUCGUUGUCCAGGUAAUUGACAAACAUUUUUAUGUGUACUGUAAUUGUGGAAAAGAAUUGUGGAAGGUUAUUGUUUUAUGCAACCAAAAAGAAGUUUGAUUGGAAGAAAGUUCAUGGUGAAACAGACGACCCAGGAUCCCCUUAACGGAAUCCACUGAGGCGUUCGAUAAAUGCCGGUGCAAGCUCACGUCCCGGCUUUCGUCUCGCUUCCUCCUGAUUUUUCAAUGAUCACGAGCGUUUCUCUAUAUGUUAUACAAAUUAUCAAAGACAUUUUACGUUUUAUUCACAUUAUUCGCAUACAUAAACGGCGCGUGAAGCAGCAGAUCAGAUACGCGCAUAAACGCCCAAUGCAGGAUCCCGUUAGAUGAUCGUAUGCGUUCAUCCGCUAUCGACUACGAAAAAUCCGCGUGAUUACACGUGAACGUACGCAGCUCGUGCAUAAUGAAGGAACGGAUGCUCGACUGCGAGAUGCGACGCGACGCGACAACACGUGGCGCGCGCGCGCGAGCGGCCGUUACAUCAUUUAUCUCGCGGAAAUCGUAGACUCUCGGCGCAUCGAAAUAGCCAGCGCACGCACGUCUACGCACGUGUCUAUGUGCGCGUGCGCCGUGCUUGAUCGUGCCACGGCGACGCAUAAUUCACCUUCGCGAUUCACGCAUAGCUGUGGCCUGCGAGUCGCGUGCGACACGCGUGAGGUAAGCAUGCGUGCGUAUAAAUGUCGUAUCGGUAGUUUCAAGAGCGACGACGAGGAAGCAACGGAGAGAUUGAAUUACCGCGCGUAGCAAAUUAUUUAUUUAUUUAGUAUGCAUCACAGCGCGAGAAGAGUUUCGACAUCACCGUGAGGUGGAAUUAAAAAAUCACGCGUACGGUUUGACGUACGGUUAUUGCGGUGAGAAAUUUUGCCCGUGCUUCCUCGUCGUCGUCGUCGUCGAGAGCUCACUGACUGAGCAGCAAUUUACGUCAAGAGUGUCAAAUGUGUGAUUAUACAGGGUACCGCAACUAUGGAAAAUACCGCCAUUCUGGAAAAGGAAGAAAUCAAAAGCUGGUAGCUAUAUCAAUGUCAAAAUAUUAAUACUUGAUUCUUUUUUAACUUUUAGCGUAAUUGUCUCCCCAAAAAGACGCGUAGCAACAUGAAGAAUCGGCGCGCGAGAGCGCCGACAUCAAUCGCAAGUCGUCCCAUGCGAUUUUAUCAUCAAGAAUUGGCGGUUUUUGCAACUUCGGUACGCGGACGCGAAAUAUAUUACAUUUCAGCCGUCUUCGCGCGCGGAUAGAUGCACGGACGCGUCGCCUGAUAAUGAAUCUCGGUGGAGAAAAGCUGCUGCCUUUAUGACGUUCUAGUCGAUUAAGCGCGAUGUAAUCGCAGAUGCCCGCCGGCAGACGCGCGUUUCCUGCGUCCCUCUCUCGCGUUGGAUUGGCAACGGCGACGUAAUCCAAUUUGAAGGUGAUGCGUCUUCGCGCGAUCUCUGCGUCUGCCCGGAGUCGUCUUUCCCCGGUGAGCACCGGCGCCGUCAUCAAUGAUACCUCUGUCACCGGCCAUUUUCCGCGUGUUAAUAUUUAUUGCACACGAGAAAUAAACCACAUCCAGAAUAUUCAGAAUACUCAGUGGAAACGAGGUAUUGGUUAUGUAUAAGUACCGUAAGCAUCCUGAAUGAUGCGCCGUUCCAACGGCAAUAUCGGCGCUUUAAGGUCGUUCUACAUUAGACGCAAGCAAGCAAUCGCAUGAACGUAAGCUGCACUACUUCCGAUUGUAAACUCCUUGCAAGCAGCAAUCGCAAAUUUUGGUCAAAGCCAGCAAGCAAUCGCAUGAACGCAAGCAGUACUACUUCCGGUCGUAAACUCCUCGCAAGCAACAGUUGCAAAUUUUGGUCAAAUCUGAAAUUUGCGUCUUUGCGAUUUGCAAUAACCAAUGAGCGUCGAGCUUUGCUAUCAUGGCAACUAUAUGGUAUAAUUUCAUACUAUUUAUAUUUUUGUACUUAUUUCAUGAAUCUGACAGCUAGUUAUCGGUUAGAAAAUUUUAAUAAUGAGUGAUUCAGAAUGAAAUGAAGAUCCAUUUCCGGAUCUUGCAAAUCGCAGAGACGCAAGAUUCAGAUUUGACCAAAAUUUGCGACUACUGCUUGCGAGAAGUUUACGACCGGAAGUAGUACUUGCGUUCAUGCGAUUGCUUGCUGGCUUUGACCAAAAUUUGCGAUUGCUGCUUGCGAGGAGUUUACGAUCGAAAGUAGUACAGCUACUUAUCGUCAAUGCAAUGUAGAAGCUCAAAUCGCAAGACUCGUGCGACUUGUGAUUAAUGUGCAUGUGGUCAAUCGUUGCAACUAAUAUAGAAGCGUUGCGUCGAUGUUUCCGAGCGCAGACUGGAAACUUAACUCUUUCAGGGGCACAAUUAGACGACUCGGUGGAUUUUUGUGAAAAUAUGUAGUUCUAUGUUUUUCUGAUCGCUGCUUACGAAUCUGAAGUCAGAUUUAAAAAUUCAAUAUGGCGGAUCAAAUAUGGCCGCCAUCAGUGAAAAAAUUUGAAAAAAUGAAUUUCUGUUUUCAGAUUCCUAAUCUAGGGAAAACAUACUAUUGAAAUGACCUAUCACACUUUCAGAAGCAAGAUAAAAGAUUCCAAAUGUUUUACAUUGUUAUACAAUUCUUGUAUUAUAUUUAUCUCAAUAUAUAUUAUUUAUAUAAAAAACUCAACUUGUAAUAUUUUUUCAAUAUAUAUUUUGAGCAAAAGAUCCACAUUUGUCGUUUAUUUCGCAAAACUAUAUAAUUGCUUAUUUAUUUAUAAAAAAUUGUAGGGGAGACCAGGGAUAAAAGUAACACGGGACAAAUGUAACAAACGCGAUUACUAAAAAAAAACAUUCAUGUACGAAUCUAUCCACGGUUAUACGUCUUUUGAACGUCCCUCUCACCUCAGUAGCGCUCGAAGCUCUUUCAUGAGAGGUUCUGUGUCUGUUGCAUCGAUGCCAUAAACACACGGUCAAAGUUGUCGGUGCCUGCUUUGCAAGAUUUAAGAUCAACAGGAACCGUACGGUUCAAUCGAAGGAUUAAUCUUAAAUUAAAGUGAAAUCUGAUCACGAAUGAUCGCCAGACCGCAAGUCGGACGAAGGACGCUGUUCACCGCGACGUACGCUCGUUUCUGGGCGAAAAUACUUGGCAAGAGUAACAAGCCAUUGGCGUCGGAGGUCCUAACGAGCUACCUGCUGCAAACCGGCAAGCCCCCCUGGACCUCGUACUUCGUGCGGUACGCCGACGUGGUGAACGAUCAGCGUGGAAUGUCGCACUUCAAUUGGCCCGCAGGCAACAGUAAUUACCACGUGCUUAGGACCGGCUGUUUCCCGUACAUCAAGUACCACUGCAGCAAGCGACCGGCGCAGGACCUCAGCGGCGAGGACAGAUUCUUCAAGGCGAUCAAGAUAUUGAACCUUGGAAUCCCCACUCUGAUGUACGGAUUGGUGGCGACGCAGCUUAUCCGGCACCAGGAGAUCGUGAAGACGCCUCGAGGUGACGUGACGAUCUACUUUUUGCUACCGGAGGACAAAGGCUCGCAAUACUGAGGCCUGCGACUCACACACCGACGCUAAUUCCGUGCCGAGCCCUUCGUCACGGCUUCUCUUGGACGACGCUAACGGACGACAAGGGAGAGUUGCGCCAGAUGAUAGUAACACCUUUUUCAACAACUCUCCUUCGCGGGCGUCGUGACGUCGCUCAUUAUUCCAACGAGUUCUCGAACGCGAAAUGGAGGGAGAAUCGAGCUGCGACGGCACAAGAAACGCAACUGUCGUGAACGUUCUGUUUAUCUGCAGCGAAUGCAAGCGCUAAUCUUCUUAAGUAAAAGGGAUGAAGCGGUUGAAAAUAAUGUCUCGAAGCAACUUUGUCUUUCUUGCAAAAGCGCAAGAAUUAUCUAAAUAA